Brassica oleracea var. oleracea is the source of this 2724-nucleotide messenger RNA. RefSeq lists its product as uncharacterized. NCBI's taxonomy places the organism in Eukaryota, Viridiplantae, Streptophyta, Magnoliopsida, Brassicales, Brassicaceae. The record is from RefSeq and is a predicted model, not a curated record. The coding region runs from base 1 to 2724 and encodes 907 amino acids. The transcript has 2 exons.
AUGGUGUUGUUUCCAGAGUACAAGAAGGCUAAGGAACAACAUAGGAACCACAAUAUGCCAAGAAGAAGUGACUUGAAUCAAGCCAGGAAUGUAAUCAAAGAGUUUGAGCAUCCAUCGAUUCAAGGUCGAACCAUGUAUUCAUCUGUCAUUGGUGGUUCAAAUGAAGAAGGAACAUGGAGAAGUACUGAUAGUGCAGCCAACACUGAUAGUCCAGCAACCAUGAGUGACCUACAUUCCCUUAUCCAAGCCUUUAUCUCAUUCAAGAAGGCUGGUACACACUCUCUUGACCCUAAACCUAUCAUUAUAGAUUCAGGAGCAAGCCAUCACAUGAUUAGUGAUAGAAACUUGAUGAGUGAUGUCCAGCCUGCCUCAGGGAAUGUUCAAAUAGCAAAUGGUGAUAAGAUUAAGAUAGAAGGGAUAGGGAACCUGAGGUUGUUUGAUAGGGAAUCUACUGCCUUGUAUAUGCCUCAGUUUACAUCAAACUUGCUAUCUGUAAGAAAGGCUACUGUUGAUCUGAGUUGUCAGGUUGUCUUCAGACCAGAUGAGGUUGAAUUUCAAGACUUAAAGACAGGCCAAGUGAUUGGAAAGGGGCACGUUCACAAUGAACUAUAUCAUCUUCAGAAGACAGAGAUGUCUAGACCAUCCACUUCUCAGUGUUUGGCUAGUACAUCCAGCGGGGUUGAUAGCACACUAUGGCAUGCUAGGUUGGGACCAUCUACUGCAGCUGAUAGUGUUGAGAGCACUCAUCCUAAUCAUGAGGGGGACAGUAGAAAUGUUGAGCAGUCUACACAAGCUCAACCUGAAGAGAGCUCUGUAGCUCAUGAUCAAGAUGAGAUGCCAUCAGAAUCAGGAGUUGAGACUCAAGUAGAGGCGCCAAGUGAAGGAAAUGAAGCAGAACCUGAGCAGAAACAACUCAUGAGAAGGAGUACAAGGAUCAGGAAACCCUCACAGUGGAUUAACACAGAAGUUUAUUUCAAUGCUGAAGCUUACUUGGCUAAUGGGCAACCAGAAAGAAAAAAAACCAGACUUGUUACAAGAGGCUACACUCAAGUCUAUGGUGAAGAUUACCUUGACACCUUUGCACCAGUAGCUAAGCUUCACACGAUACGGAUUGUACUCUCAUUGGCUGUGAACUUAGAAUGGGAUCUGUGGCAAAUGGAUGUCAAGAAUGCUUUUCUACAAGGAGAGUUAGAAGAUGAGGUCUACAUGAGACCACCACCUGGUAUGGAACACCUUACCAAACCAGGAAAUGUAUUGAGGCUGAAGAAAGCCAUCUAUGGUUUGAAACAAUCACCAAGAGCGUGGUACCACAAACUAAGCACCACACUCAAUGGAAGAGGUUUUGUCAAGUCUGAAGCUGAUCAUACCCUAUUCACUCUCACUAGCCAGCAAGGAAUCAUUGUCAUUCUCAUCUAUGUUGAUGACAUUAUCAUCACAGGCAGUGACAAAGAAGGGAUCAUCUCAACCAAAGCGUUCCUUAAGGCUUCAUUUGAUAUCAAGGACUUGGGAGAGCUCAAAUACUUCCUAGGGAUCGAGAUGUGUAGGUCUAAGGAAGGGUUGUUUCUAUCUCAAAGGAAAUACACCCUUGACUUACUAAAUGAGGCUGGAGAUCUUGGUGGAAGAGCUGCCAAAACACCUCUAGAGGAAGGAUACAAAGUGAUGCGUGAGGGGGAGAUUGAAGACAAGUCAUAUGAAGAUGUAAAGCACUAUAGGAGAAUGGUGGGAAAACUCAUUUAUCUUACCAUUACCCGACCAGAUGUAUGCUUUGCAGUAAACCAAGUAAGCCAACACAUGCAAGCUCCCAAGGUACACCACUGGAACAUGGUUGAGAGGAUUCUCAGGUACCUAAGAGAGGCACCAGGCCAAGGAGUAUGGAUGGGAUGCAAUAGAAGCACUGAGAUUGUUGGGUACUGUGAUGCGGAUUGGGCAGGAGAUAGAGUUGAUAGGAGAUCAACUACUGGAUAUUGUACCUUCAUUGGAGGCAAUUUGGUAACAUGGAAGAGCAAGAAACAGAAGGUGGUGUCUUGUUCAAGUGCUGAGGCAGAAUAUAGAGCUAUGAAGAAGCUCACAAGCGAGUUGAUUUGGAUUAAGGGACUUCUUAAGGACUUGGGAAUUGAAGUUACAACGCCAAUCACGAUGCAUUGUGAUAACCAGGCUGCUAUACGCAUUAUGUGGGAUCAUCUAUUGCGUACAAAAGGAGAAGUUGUAUUGGGUCUUAUCCACAUAAAUCUAUCACAUGUGCAAACACAACCAAAGAAGAAGAUGAGAAAAUCUUGGAUGUUCUAUUCUGCUAUACACAUUAUGUGGGAUCAUCUAUUCAAGUAUAAACAAAGGUUGCUUCAACAGAUCGUGGAAGUGGGUACAAACGGGAAUCUAAACGCACCAUUGGAUCACAGCCGGCUAUACAAGCAGCAGGUUGCUCAUCAAACAAGGAGAUACAAGCUCUUGGUUGAUAUAAUGUUGCUUCUUCAACUGCAACAUUAUUUCACAAGUCUGAAAUCGAUUGUUGUUGUUUUGCCUCGUCAUGAAAACACUUGGCUGCGGACAGGGACGAGUUCAGCUAUCAGUUUUCACAUUAUAAGUUUGUGGGCAAGCUUAUUUUCAAUGGGGGAUGUAUUGAUAAGCUUCUUCAAUAUAUCGAAGCUGACUUGGAGGUUUGCUAGUCGGAAGGAGAGACUUGGGAUGAAAUGGAAGGUUGCCGUUGGAGAAGAGAAAGGAGUAUAA